Molecule: messenger RNA, 852 nt
Organism: Varanus komodoensis (Komodo dragon)
Lineage: Eukaryota; Metazoa; Chordata; Lepidosauria; Squamata; Varanidae
Gene: HOXA6
Product: homeobox A6
Exons: 2
Coding region: 1-708 (235 amino acids)
Biological process (GO): regulation of transcription by RNA polymerase II; anterior/posterior pattern specification
Cellular component (GO): nucleus
Molecular function (GO): RNA polymerase II cis-regulatory region sequence-specific DNA binding; DNA-binding transcription factor activity, RNA polymerase II-specific
Source: RefSeq, a predicted model, not a curated record
AUGAGUUCCUAUUUCGUGAAUCCCGCUUUUCCGGGGAGCUUGCCUAAUGGGCAAGAGUCGUUCCUCGGCCAGCUGCCCCUCUACCCGGCGGGCUACGAGGCUCUGAGGCAUUUCCCAGCCUCUUAUGGGGCCGGCAGCCUGCAGGACAAGACCUACUCCUCACCUUGCUUCUACCAGCAGUCCACCAACACGGUCAUCGCCUGCAACCGGGCAUCCUAUGAGUAUGGCGCCUCCUGCUUCUACUCGGACAAGGACCUGGGCGGCGCCGCCUCGCCCUCCGGCAGCGGCAAGCAGAGGGCCGGCCACCCUGGGGACUACCUGCCCUCCUUUGCCUCCGAGCAGCAGUACAAGCCCGAGAACGGGCCGGCCAAAACCCUAAAUGACGAAGGCAGCGACCGGAAGUACACCAGCCCUGUUUAUCCCUGGAUGCAAAGGAUGAACUCGUGUGCUGGUACAGUAUAUGGAACGCAUGGGCGACGAGGCAGACAAACCUACACCAGAUACCAGACCUUAGAGUUAGAGAAGGAAUUCCAUUUUAACAGAUAUUUAACCAGAAGGCGACGGAUUGAAAUUGCAAAUGCCCUCUGCCUUACUGAACGACAGAUUAAAAUCUGGUUUCAAAACAGGAGAAUGAAAUGGAAAAAAGAAAGCAAAUUGAUUAAUUCCACUCAACCCGGCGAGGAAGAGGAAGAAAAAUCAGGGGAGUAAAAUAAUGCUUAAGCAAGUUACCAGGUCUUUCAUUAGUCGCUUUUUUCGCUUCCCCCACAAGCCUCCCAGUUAUGUUCUUCUUCCCAGUAAAGUCCCUGAAGUGGUGCUUGUUGUGGCUGUUGCUGUUAUUCCGAUGAUUCUCAA